AGAUUAUACAUAUUAUUAUGGCGUGAUCUUUUUUGGACCAGUGUCAAAAUGUUGGAAUUAUCAAAUUAAAUUAAAUAGAGGCAUCUUAGAUGUGUCGGUAGUUAUAUUUUCUAGAAUUUGGUGGAUUUCUUAAGGAAUCCUGAAAAUGUGAAAAUGCCGUUUCCUAUAACGUCUUCAGAGGACUACAUACUACUGGAGUGUAAUAAGUAUUUAUCUAUUUUGAACAAAAUUAUAUUUGAUGAUUUGACUGAGCUCCUCAGGGAACUUUUACAUCAUUCUAUUGCCAAUUCUAAAAUAGAAGACUACUAUAAUGCAGUUAAAAACAAGUUAAAGAAACGAUUUACACAAAGAGAAGAAGAACUCAUAUGCAAUGCUUCAAGAACGGGAUACAGACCUUUCGACAUAACAACCAUAGCGGUACUUCUUCGACAUAUUCACGAGAAAAACAAUGUUGAAAUACUUAUAACAACGCUGAUGAGAAUUAGAAACGAGUUAUGUCAUUUAACAAAUACAAAUAUAACAGAAUCACAGUUUGAGAUCUAUUUUGACCAGUGCUGUUACAUAGCAAAUGCUUUGGAGGAAUACCUAAAGAAACCGAAGUUUUUGGAGCAGAAAUUUCAAACUAUAUACGAAGUUAACACACGUUCCAAAGAAGAUAGGAUUGACUUUCAAAUUGAAACAGUUAAACAGUCAUUGACGGAAUUCAAAUUUCCAGUGAAGAACAGAUUGGAACCUCCAGAACAAACAAAGUGGUUUUUAAAUGCUCGAGGUACCAAACCAUGUACUAAUUCUAAGUCACUUAAAUACGUAGUGGAAGAACACACUGAUAAAACUAGAAGCGAUCCUGUUUUAGACAAAACAGAGGUAGCGAGAAAAACUGAUGAAAAAGAGAGUUGUGAGAGACUAAAUCCUUUUAAACAUCCUCUUCCUUUUAGAUCUAAACUUCAUCUUGAGUCAUCAGAAGUGUGCAAUGAUCAAGGUAUCAGGAAAUGUCCAAGUGAAAAUUCAGCACUUUUUGCGACCAACAAAACUGGGUUUUGCAGUAGAAGAAGUCUCGAUAAACCUGAUCAGUUGGUUGUUCAUCUCAGAGGUGGAAAUGAAAAAUGUAAAUUGGAUCAGGCAUGUUCCUCCUGCGUUGGAAAUGGAAAUAAAAGUGUCUUGCGUAGCCGAAGUCCGUUGGUCGACACAGUUAAGAAUUUUUCAGUCGAAGAGGUUGGGGCCUGUCAAAGUCAGACACAGAGUCAGUCAUCCACGAUAAACAAAGACCAAGAACACCUGAUUCAAAAUUCGAGCAAAGAUCAUAUACAAGACUCACUAGCAAUACCACAUACACAUGACGGACAGGAUAACUCGAUAUUUAUGUUUCAAACCCAUAAAGUAGAUUUACAAAAACCUGCAUCAGAACAAAAGAAAACAUUUCGCCGAAAACAAAGAAAGAAAUAUUCUAAAACAGAACGGCAUGCAGAAUAUCCUCUUCAUUCCAAUGAAUCAUUUUCAAGCUGUAAUAUUGCUGUUGCUGUUCCGAAAAACUCAAAGAAACAGUACCUAAACAGACGAUACUCUAAACGAAAAUCAUGUGAAGUAAUCAAAGAAGUAUCAUUGAUGGCUAGAAGAUUAUCAGGGUUGCCAUCCAAAGAAGGGACAUCGUUUGACUUCGUUUGUUCAUUGUUGAGAAACAGGAAAAAGAAGAAGAGAACAAAAAUCAAAGAUCGCUUAAGCGACCUUGGUGUGGACUGGAGGUUGGACGUCAAAGAGCUGAAUAAGGAAUUAGUAGAAGACAUAGUUGCAGAGGAUUGCGGUGGAACUGCAGUUGUCCUCUAUUCUGAAUUUCCCGAAGACUCUCACAAAGCUGGAUCCUUUUUGAGAAAAUUUAAUAUUAAAAUACCUGAGGUGAAAAUAGAACUUCAAGAUGAAGUAUCAAAACCAGGGGAAAUGCUGCUUGAUGUGAGCCCGUAUUUUACAAGACAUUAUAUUUUUGUUCUACUAUCUCAGCACUACCACGAGUCAAAAAUAUUUCAACUCAUAGCCAAUACCUGCCUCGUCAUGUCUUUAGAAGAUGAAAACAAACACGGAAGGGUCAUUCCGGUAUUAAUGACAAAAGAUGACAAACUGCCAACUGAGUUUCGGGCAAUAAAGCCUGUGAAUUAUGAUGAUGAAAAUUUCAGGAAAAAAAUGCUUCCAUUAUUUAGACCAGGACUACUUCGGUCAUUUUCAUGUUAGCUGAUAUUUUUGAUAAAAUGUGUAACAUUAUCACCCAAACUCCGUACAUUGAUCGUUUACGUUCCGGAUCUAUUUUCCUUUCCUCCAUCAAUGUGAUAAGUGUAGAGUGUUUUGAGGACCCGUAUGCGAAUCGGAGCUGGAACUGUCGGGAGUUUGAUUAUUAUCUUUACAAGUAUGAGACCUGCAUACAAAACCAGUUAAAACCUCUGUAUAACAAUGAACAAGUAUACAAAAUAAACGUGAACGACUUCAUAAUAUGCACUUUCAACUAAAGAAAACGUUUCAAAUUUUGUAUAGUGCAUUCCGAAUAAGUUUGUGUGCAAAAACCAUGGGAUUGAUGUACACUGAUAUUUCAUCUGCUUUUUUGACCAUAUGAUAUUGAUUUAAGUUUAUAUUGUCCUUCAACGUAUAUCAUUAACGAGUGACCGCAACUGAUAAAACAUUGAUCAGUUUUCCAUGAAUUUGGUAUCUAGCUAUUUUGUAUUUUGACAAUAUCAUUGACAAUUUCGGGUUAAAGUCAUAUGAAUAAAGGCAACAGUAGUAUACCGCUGUUCAAAAAUACAUAAAUCGAUAGAGAAAAAAACAUGAAUGAAACGAGUGACUGGUGAAACAUAAUGUUUAUCCAAUUCUUUAACCAAUGCAUGUAUAUAUCAUAAACUGAAUCUCCUGUGCACAAUUUUUUUUUAUUUCUUAAGCCAAAAUAUAGUAUUAUCGUCA
Mytilus trossulus (common blue mussel) is the source of this 2937-nucleotide messenger RNA. RefSeq lists its product as uncharacterized. Lineage: Eukaryota; Metazoa; Mollusca; Bivalvia; Mytilida; Mytilidae. The record is from RefSeq and is a predicted model, not a curated record. The coding region runs from base 154 to 2220 and encodes 688 amino acids. The transcript has 9 exons.